GAAAAUAAAUUCCACAAAAUAACAAGAGCAAACUCUGCUUUUUAUGUCAUAUCAAAUGUCAAAAAUUAUCAAAUAAAAAAAUAACUUAUCUGAAAAAACAAGCUGAAAAAUUAUUUAUAAAAAUCUAUUUUUUUUUAUAUAAAUCAGACAAGGCAGAGUAUGAGAAGAAUUUAAAAGCUUAUCAUAGCUCGCCGGUAUAUUUGGCAUUUUUGGCAGCCCAGAGCAAGACCAAGGCAGAUGGAGAUGUCUAUGAGACUCCUUCGAGAAUGUAUGUAGUUGUGGUAAAGGUCAGCAGGAAAGACGCAUUGAUAUACAACCUGCAGAUGAUGAGGAAGAUCAUGAUGUUGGUUAAUCUUUAAAAAAUUUUCCGUAUGCUAGAUAUUUGCGCAAUCAUCGUUUAAUCAACGAAAUAGUCUGCGAUGCAAGUACUCAAGAGGCAAGUCAGUUCUUUAGCCAUGCAUCAAACGAAACUCGAAGCAGAAUUGCAACAAAAGGACGAAAAAUUCGAAACCAAAAAGCAACGUUUGAUGGAGUCUAGCGUAGACUUUCAGGAGAAACUGAAGCGUCAUUAUAAACCGGCCGUCGAUGAUGAAACCUUCCAAAAGAUGGUACAAAAGAUGUAUGAAGAAAUGAAACGAGAGCGACAACGUCUAAUUGAUGACCCUACUGCAGCAGCCAAUAAGUCAACUGUAGGUGGUGCUCUGGCGGGAGCAGCUGCCCCGGGUUCUUUAACGGCAGAGGCAAAAAAGGAAGCUGCAAGUGGCGUAGCACCACCACCAACAGCACCUUCUGCUACUCAAACAAAACCGCCUCAUGAAUCGGGUAGUAAAACGGAUCCAGAACCUAUGGACAUAGAGCCGCCAGCUAAACCUACAGCUCCUAUACCGCCACCUAAAGUGGAACACAAAGCAAUGGAAGUGGUUAAGGGGCACAAGGCUGAAAAUGUCAAAGAGCAUACAAAACCUAAAGGAACAAAGAAUCCACCUGUUAUAAUUACACAACAACAGCAACUGCAACCCCCACAACAACCACCACCAACUACACCUGCUGUGGAACAGCCAGGGCCAGCCACACAAGGUCCUGCACAUUCAGUGGGUGGAGCACCACCACCACCACCAUCAACUAUAACUGCAGCUCCUCCCACCGGAGGCCCUAAUGUACCACCACCAGCCGCUCAACAUGUACCACCUUCAUCAGCAGCUGGUCCGCCUCCAACGCAACAGCAAAUUCCUCCUUCUAACAUGCCUCCCAUGCAUGCUCAUCAUCCUCCACAACAGCAUGGCGGACCACCGCCACCAACUCAUUUGCCCCCUCACAUGCAACCUCAUCAAGCUAUGGGCGGAAUGCCACCGCAUGGGGCUUAUCCGCAAUAUGGUCCACCACCUACUGGUCCUACUCGUUCGCCCUACUAUCAGCCACAGUAUGGAGCACAUCCACCACCGCCUCAGCAAGCAUACGGUCAAUAUCCACCAUACUCUCACUAUCAACAACCCUAUGGCCCACCACCUCCCGGCUCACAUUACAUGAACUCUCGACCACCACCACAACAUAAUGGCGCAGCACCGCCACUACAGCCUCCAAUACACUAUGGUGAACAUUCUGGACCACAACUACCACCAGGACAGCAAGGCGGUCCAGGUUUACCUCCACCUGGUCACAUGCCACCUCACGAUGUCUAUGGCCAACAACAGCCGCCACCCGGUGCACCUCCUGCUGGCCAUCCAUUACCGCCGCCACAACAACCAUUGCCAGCUGUAACCGGCAGUGGACCACCACCUCCAGGUCCAUCUGGCGCCCCACAACCAACGGCUCCUAACCAGCCCCAAACUACUCAGCCACCAGCUGGUGAUAAUUCUUCUAAACCCGAUGCUGAUGAUAAAGCUGAUUAAAAUGAUUUAUGAGACCACAAAAUUAAUGAAUCUAUGGCAAAAUAUUCAAUUUUAAUAUUUAGUUUAAGUCUUAUUUUUUAUAUAUUUCAUCUAUAAUAACCUCCCCCCCCCUCUACCACAUGUAAGUUCGUUCUUUCUUUUCAUCUCUCUGUAUUUGAGUGUGAGUAAAUAAAAACAAAAAAGGAAAAAAAUCAAAUAAAGUAGUGUUUUCCAAAAGAAA
Calliphora vicina (urban bluebottle blowfly) is the source of this 2109-nucleotide messenger RNA. RefSeq names its product proline-rich protein 2-like. Gene Ontology annotation, molecular function: nuclear receptor binding; nucleosomal DNA binding. The record is from RefSeq and is a predicted model, not a curated record. Gene Ontology annotation, cellular component: SWI/SNF complex. Lineage: Eukaryota; Metazoa; Arthropoda; Insecta; Diptera; Calliphoridae. Gene Ontology annotation, biological process: negative regulation of DNA-templated transcription. The transcript has 2 exons. Bases 420 to 1889 code for a protein of 489 amino acids.